Aspergillus tanneri is the source of this 2643-nucleotide messenger RNA. Its product is annotated as putative phosphatidate cytidylyltransferase. Gene Ontology annotation, cellular component: endoplasmic reticulum membrane. The transcript has 2 exons. The coding region runs from base 1 to 2643 and encodes 880 amino acids. Gene Ontology annotation, molecular function: dolichol kinase activity. Lineage: Eukaryota; Fungi; Ascomycota; Eurotiomycetes; Eurotiales; Aspergillaceae. Gene Ontology annotation, biological process: dolichyl monophosphate biosynthetic process. The record is from RefSeq and is a predicted model, not a curated record.
AUGGCCUCUUCGCCGACCCCACAAGGAGGAGCAUUACUUCCUUCAAAAACUCCCGAUAGGUCUGAGAAGACUUCAUUUGAUGACAUCCGACAAUUCUCCCGGUCGCCUCACCCUUAUCACCGGAAAGGGUUGAAUUGCCUAGACCCACAAUCACAGCCGGCGGAUUACUGCCACUCCCAGCAUUUACAGUGGCCAAGGACAUCCAGCGAUAGUGGCACCGAAGCAGACGACGAGAGCACGGGCAUAUUAAAGGGUCUUCCCGCUCCUCCUCUUCGUCCACGAAAAGGGUUACGCCCUGGUUGGAAUGGUGCCUCGGAGAAUGGGCAUUGGCUGCCGGUACUGAAGCCUUGGCCUUCGCUUGUGCGGUCGGCCUCCCGGGGCUCGCAACGAAGCUCUAGCGAAGAAGCAGAGGCGAGUGUGACAGAGUUGCAAGAGACAGUCUGCAAGAGACAGUGCAUUGAGAUCCUGCGCCGGCUGUUGGAAACGUCGUUGUUCCUCUCUGUUGGCGUAGUUGGUUUGGCGCAGGAUAGUUCCAGAUCGCUUGCCUGGGCAUGGAGGAAAGAGCUCUUGACCCAUACUCUUCUCGUUACCGGCCUAUAUGCGGCAUACCCAUUGACUAAAAAUGGACGCAUACGACUUGCAAAUCUGUCAUCUUUUGUUAUUCCAUCCACCUUCGAUCCCGCCCCGCUCCUCUAUCCAAUCCUCAUACCAAUUUAUGUUUCUCUGUCUUUGUCUCAUCGUGGCAUCGCUCUUGUGCUACCGAAUAUCCUUCUUAGUCUCUCCUCUCUACCGGGCGCAGUCGUUCCACUGUACGAGUGGAACCACGGCGGCAGUAUUGUGCACUGGAUGAUUACGCUGAUCCCAAUUGUUGUCUCUGAACACCUCUCUGGAAAUAGCCUUACUCCCUUGCCUCUCAACCUUCGCGGCCUUAAUUCCGAACUUUUGACUCUUGUUUUCCCUUUGCAUCAAGCUUUGAUACCCACUUUAGAUUUCUUAUUGACUACCAGUGUCCUUCCAGCUGAAUUGCAGCUUUUGACAAGUGCUCUCAUUAAUCUGUUUCUAUUUGCGGCUUCUCCUCAAGCGGAAAUUCUGAAGGCGCUUCUAUGGCUUGGUGGCCUGUGUAUUUUUAUCUCUUGUCGACAAGUCCUUCGCUGGGAGGUGGCUUUGGCCAGAAUCCCCAGUUGGAAAUUUCGGCGGUCUCCCAGAGCCUCACACGCUCCAAAGAAUAUCCUUAAUGUCCUCGAUCACAAGCUCUGUCAGAGACUGAGCCGAACGACCUUCGAGGAGGAGGUCAUGUCAGACAGUGACUCACCUGAGAGUCACUUGGCACCCUUGCCGCGCAGGACGACGCAUGAGCUGCGAGAGAAAGUUUCAUCCGGAGAACAACCAUUCGCGGCUGAUAAGUUUCCCAGACAACAGGCUCAGACUGCCCAACAACGACGGCACACCUUAGCGAGCUUUGAGGAUGCUGUGCGUUCGGAACGGGUCAGGACCACCCCAAGUGGCCGGCGAAAGCGAUCAAUGGCCCCGGGUUUGGCAUCGUUUCUAUCUUUAACGAUACCACAAGCACAGGUACGGAAGUGGCUAUAUGCCCUGUAUGUGUAUAUUGCCGUACUGGCCAUUAUUUUGGGCCCUGUCCGCAAGUACGUGGGCGAACAUGCGUUGCACGGAGCAGAGCCGUUCGGAUGGGCGCUAGGAUACUUGCUCGGAAAUGUGUCCUGGUUUCGAUUCUGGGUGGUCAUGUGGAACCUGGAACAUUGGAUUCCUCUCCCCAUUCGGUGGGAUAGUGAGUUGCUGAGUGCAUCGUAUACACAGGGCUGGGUGGAGAACCUCCGUCAAUCCACCUUUGGGGAGGCAAAUACGCGUCUAUUGAUCAUGGCAUACUGCACCGUGGUGAUUUUGGUUGGGCUGGCCAUCGUAUUCCAGCUCAGCUCCGUUGUUGAGGUCGAUACAAGACGCAAAGUUUUCCAUGGAAUGAUGGUGCUGAUGUUUCUUCCCACCAUCUACAUCGAUCCUGCAUUCUGCGCCCUUGCCUUGGUCUUAGUGCUGGCAAUUUUCCUUCUCCUUGACCUUUUCCGGGCCUCCCAGCUACCACCGAUUUCGCGACCCUUAACCUAUUUCCUUGCCCCUUACGUUGAUGGGCGCGACCACCGCGGACCGGUCAUCGUGUCACACAUCUUCCUCCUAAUUGGCUGCUCCAUCCCCCUCUGGCUCUCGCUGACGGAUGUCCCACGAGCGGAAGGCCGAGGAGCAUUGAGCGCGUGGGAUGUGCUGUCUAGGGAUGUGAGCAUGGUUAGUGGGGUCGUCUGCGUCGGUAUGGGUGAUGCAGCUGCGUCGCUCGUUGGCCGUCGUGUCGGCCGACUCAAAUGGUUCUGGGGUGGAGGGAAAUCCCUCGAAGGCAGUGUAGCAUUUGCGAUCGCGGUGACCAGUGGGUUGGUUGUUGCACGGGCGUGGCUUGCUAUGGGCCAAUGGCGCGUAAGUGGAAGCGAUGGGGAGGAUUGCCUGGCCUGGUUGGUAAUGGUGCUCAAGGCCACCGUUGCGGCUGCAGGCACCAGUGCGACCGAAGCGAUUCUCACUGGGUGUAAUGACAAUGUCGUUGUGCCCGUUAUUCUCUGGCUGUUGGUCCGAGGAUUGGGUCUUUGA